This is a messenger RNA of Malania oleifera, 1626 nucleotides long. Its product is annotated as signal peptide peptidase-like 1. Gene Ontology annotation, cellular component: cytoplasmic side of endoplasmic reticulum membrane; lumenal side of endoplasmic reticulum membrane; Golgi-associated vesicle membrane. Bases 284 to 1396 code for a protein of 370 amino acids. Gene Ontology annotation, molecular function: aspartic endopeptidase activity, intramembrane cleaving. The transcript has 4 exons. Gene Ontology annotation, biological process: membrane protein proteolysis. The record is from RefSeq and is a predicted model, not a curated record. NCBI's taxonomy places the organism in Eukaryota, Viridiplantae, Streptophyta, Magnoliopsida, Santalales, Ximeniaceae.
AUGCCGAGGCCAAUGUGCAAAUAUGAACAAUGUAGUUCCACCUUUGUUGUGCGGCUCAUGCUGUAUGAAAACACUCUCCGAGAAAGAAGCCCUCGUUGAGAGCAGGCGACAGGGUCUUUCUUCGUCUCUCUUCGAAGUCUAAGGUUGCAUAAUUUUCUCUGAUCAAAUAUUCAUCAGAGAAACGGUGCGGCUUUGGCCUUAAACUCGAAUUUAUUUGUUUUUAUUUAUAUGCAUGUGAAACAGAUUGAACAUAGCAGGUUAGAUAAAAGUGUUUAGCAUAAUUAUGGAGUCAUUGUGGAAACUAUUGUAUUUGCUGGAGCCUGCUCCCAUUACACUCAUCUUGACGGCAGUUUCUGUGACGUUUGGAUCAGCAUUGCGAGCUCUAAAUUAUGGGAAAGAAAUGGAGAGAAACCGUGACUUAUCAGAACAAUCCAUUACAUUAGACAGGUCCCAAGCACUCAUGAUCCCAAUUAUGAGUUCUUGCAGCUUGCUAUUGAUGUUUUAUCUGUUCUCGUCUGUCUCACAACUCCUAACUGCAUUCACAGCUGUGGCCUCCGCUUCAUCUCUUUUCUUUUGCUUGUCUCCUUAUGUUGCCCAUUUGAAGUCACAGUUAGGUUGUGCUGACCCAUUUGUGUCAAGGUGUUGUUCAAAGUCAUUUACCCGAACCCAAGGGCUUCUAUUGCUGCUAUGCUCUGGCACAGUAGCAGCUUGGCUCGUUUCUGGGCAUUGGAUAUUGAACAAUUUGUUGGGUAUUUCUAUUUGUAUUGCUUUUGUGAGCCAUGUACGUCUCCCAAACAUCAAAAUAUGUGCAAUGCUCCUGGUUUGUUUGUUCAUAUAUGACAUUUUCUGGGUUUUCUAUUCUGAGAGAUUUUUUGGUGCGAAUGUUAUGGUGUCAGUUGCAACACAACAAGCAUCUAAUCCUGUUCACACAGUAGCUAAUAGUUUAAGCCUUCCUGGCUUGCAAUUAAUUACAAAGAAACUGGAGUUGCCUGUGAAGAUUAUCUUUCCUCGGAAUUUGUUGGGUGGAGUUGUUCCAGGGGGGAAUGCAGAUUUUAUGAUGCUCGGUCUCGGUGACAUGGCUAUACCUGCCAUGCUUCUGGCUUUAGUUCUCUGUUUUGAUCAUAGAAAGAGCAGAGAUUCAGUAAACCCUUUAGAUUUACCUUCCUCGAAGGGGCACAAAUAUAUUUGGUAUGCCCUUACGGGAUAUGCAGUUGGCCUGGUGACUGCCUUAGCAGCUGGGGUUUUAACUCACUCUCCUCAACCAGCACUUCUUUAUCUGGUGCCAUCGACACUUGGACCCAUCAUCAUCAUCUCUUGGGGAAGGAAGGAGCUAGCAGAGCUAUGGGAAGGAUCAAAUACAAACCUAAAUGACAAAUCUCAUUUAACCGAAGUUUGAAUUGCGCCUCCAAGUAUUAUUAAAAUAUUGGUAGCAGAGCCAAAUUGAAAUUUGUAAAUCCACGUGGAAUAGUUCUAUCCUCUUUGGAAAGUUGUAAUGGAGAGACAACAAUUUGCUGUUUAUUUUUAUGCUCUUGCUAACUUUCAACAUCCAAUAUUUUUCACUCAAUUUCUUUUAUUUACACGUUUCAUACAUAAAAAUAGAAUGAAAUUAAACUCAAUUGAAUUGAA